Penicillium atrosanguineum is the source of this 867-nucleotide messenger RNA. RefSeq names its product class I SAM-dependent methyltransferase. The record is from RefSeq and is a predicted model, not a curated record. The transcript has a single exon. Lineage: Eukaryota; Fungi; Ascomycota; Eurotiomycetes; Eurotiales; Aspergillaceae. Bases 1 to 867 code for a protein of 288 amino acids.
AUGGGCGAAUUCUCAACCGAAGAGCGUGAUAUUUACAGCUCCAAAUAUCUAGUUGACUACUACGAUAUCGUCGCUCCUAGCUCGAAGUCUGUGGAUGACGAAUCAUUUUAUUGGGGCUGCUAUCAAGAGCUGAUGACACUUCGUCCUCCCACAUCUGAAGAUCCAUUCGUCGUACUAGAUCUCGGAACAGGAACAGGUCGUGUACUCCAUGGCCUUGCGGCCAGUGCCAAAGUAGUCGGUGUUGACUUUACCGAUACUGUACUUACGGGAGUCGAUACUGCAAAAGACAUGCUGAGAAAGGCAGAAGAAGUCACCAAAGAGCCUUUAAAGGGCCAUGUCACCUGGGUUCAUGGAUCUGCUCUUGACCUUGAAAGUAUCAUGCGCGAGCAGGAAAACCACAAAGUUGAUCUAUUGAUCUUCUCGAUUGGAUCAAUCAGCCAUCUUUCAGAGGACGAUCAGCCACAGGUGUUCCUGAACCAAAUCUCUAAGGUUCUUCGCAGGGACACUGGACGAGCUUAUAUCUCGAUCUACGAUGGAUCGGUAAUCCAGAAGAGAGGAAGUAUUACCUUUCAUCAACCAGAAGGAGUCACUGAAGUCCCGAGCAUGGUGUAUCCAGGCAUAAUUUACCGGGAAUACAAUCACCGAGGAGAAUUAAGGGACAAGAUUAAAUACAUCAAAUUUGACCUGGACGUGGUGGAGCGCACUGAUGGUGAAGAUCGGGAGGUAGAGAAAAACCGCAUAUCUAUGAAGAUGCGUCAAUGGGAUGAAGACGAAAUUGUGUCCAUCUCAAAUGGCAGCGGGGUGAAAUUUUCUGGGAGUUCCCGCGGAAAGCAUGAGACAUUCUAUGCUUUCCAGGUUGCUGCGUAG